CGCGCCCACCCACUUCCGCUUCCGCUCCCGCUCCUCUUUGCGCGACCAUGGCAUCUCGGAGGGACGGUGCUGGCGGUGCCGCGGCAUCUGCUGCGCUCGGCUCUCCCGUCAAACAGGUUCAGAUCGACGGGCUGGUUGUGCUGAAGAUCAUCAAACAUUUCCAGGAGGAGGGUCAAGGCAGUGAAGUGGUCCAGGGGGUUUUGUUGGGACUUGUGGUAGACGAUCGCCUCGAAAUUACCAAUUGUUUCCCCUUCCCUCAACAUACAGAAGAGGAUGCUGACUUUGAUGAAG
This is a messenger RNA of Rhincodon typus (whale shark), 291 nucleotides long. RefSeq names its product eukaryotic translation initiation factor 3 subunit H-like. The annotation marks the transcript as partial. The record is from RefSeq and is a predicted model, not a curated record. NCBI's taxonomy places the organism in Eukaryota, Metazoa, Chordata, Chondrichthyes, Orectolobiformes, Rhincodontidae. Gene Ontology annotation, molecular function: metallopeptidase activity; protein binding. The transcript is spliced from 2 exons.